CGUACACUUUUUUAGACAGCGAUCUAUGAUCAAAGAUGGCGAGCACCUCAGACCUACUGGAAGAUAUGCUAUUUUCUGAGGUGGAUGAAAAAGCUGUGAGCGAUUUAGUGGGCUCUUUGGAGUCACAACUUGUUGGACAAAGCAACCCUGCAGAUACUCAGUCGGAAAACAGAGGUGCUGGGUCUACAGUCACUGCAAAGCAUCACUUAGGGAAAACGCUACCAGCCCAAGUGGGUAACGUUACUACACUAGUACAGCAGCAGCAACAACAACAAGGACAACAUAAAGCUGGGAUGCACCAGGAGAUGAACUCUAAACAAAUUAUCUUAGAGAAAACUGUUACAUCUUCUUCGCUGAGUUCUAUUCCGUCCUUUGAGGAAGCUUCUACCACUUCAGAGACUGGAGUAAACGCUACCAAGAGCGGUUUGCAAUCACAUGGAACAUCAUCUAUCACAACAGUACCUGCAUCUGGUGGUGUAGCAACUUAUCCGCUUGUCAACAGCAUCAGCAGCAGCACCAGCCGAGGUUCCGCUCUGGCUUCAGGUCAGACAUCAACAGACAUUGUCGAUCAUCCAAGAAAACGUAUAACUGCAUCGUUACGGAGUGCAUCCGUGGGAAUACAGAGUUUGAACGGUACCGGAGGAGCGGUAACGUCAAGGAAUAAUCCCCCUGCGGCGGGAACUGAUGCGUUGAUUAGCAGUGCAAGUGCAGCAAACUCAAGUCGGACCGUUGACGUUACAUCUUGUGUAAAUACAACGAAUUUCACUUUAUCUAACUCCAGCAUUUCUUCAACUCAAUCAGCGAUUCCCCUGGAUAAGGGGACUCCUACUAUUGCUUUGCAAAGACUACCAAGUCACAUUGUAGCGAGCAUCGCACAUAAUGGAAAUGGCACUACCGUCUCGGCCUUGGUUAAAGAAGGCGCGAUAGGACCGAUCACCUGUGCAGCAGCUUCGCAAGUGAACCACAAAAAAGAGGGUUCUGAAGCGAAGUCGGACGCUCCCGUACAGUCCAAAAUAGUCAUGUCCAGUCCGUUAGGUGUUGUCAAUUCCGUAAUAAACUCUGUUUCCUCUCCCUCUGCUGUUUUCAACCUAGCAGCGGCGACUACUGCAAGUCAUGUUAUGGCAAAGCCUGCAGUCAAUGUUGUUGGACAAACAACAACGGUUGGAAUGGUAAGGCCAGCGUCACCGUCUGUGGCCACCGCUACACACCCUCUGCUUCGACCGGGAGUCCCAGCGGCUCAAAGGAUUGUAGCCCCCCAGCUGAUUGUCAGACCCCCCCAACAACAACAGACGACCAUUCAACUGCCUCCUGGGUUUACCAUCCCACCGGGAAUGGUGUUGGUGCGCACUGAGAUGGGUCAGCUGGUGAUGGUCCCACAGCAGGCCCUUGCCCAGGCACAGGCCCAAGCCCAGGCCCAGGCCCAGGCCCAGAACAACAUCUCCCCCCGAACUGCCACCCCCACUGCAGGGGCCACCUUCAGAGCAACUACCCCACAGUCUCCUGUGACCUCUCAGGCUAUUCGGCCAUGUCCUCCUCCUGUCCAGGCCAAGAUGGUGCCGUCUCCCUCUCCCACUCCUAGCCCUGUCCUCCAGAUCUCCUCCUCCCCUGCGCCACCUUCUAAGGGCCCCAUGGCGCCGGCUGUGGCAGUGACGGCUCCCCAACAGGCCCCCGUGGUGAUGGCCCCCCAGGCCCCCGUGGUGAUGGUCCCCCAGGUCCAGGCUGGGGCCCAGGCUGCCUCGCAGCCAGCCCUGCCCCCACAGACCAGUGCCCCUGUAGCCCCAGGAGCCUCUGUCAUCUCCCAGGAGAUGCAGGAGAAUGUGAAGAAGUGUAAGAACUUCUUGGCCACCCUGAUAAAGCUGGCUUCCCACAACUCUCCGUCACCUGAGACCUCCAAAAAUGUCAAGUCACUGGUCCAGGAUCUACUGGAUGCUAAGAUUGAGCCUGAGGAGUUCACCAACAGACUGCAGUCAGAGCUCAAGUCGUCUCCUCAGCCCUACCUGGUCCCCUUCCUCAAGAAAAGCCUCCCGGCCCUGCGGCUGUCUCUGCUCAACAUUCAGCAUUCCCUGAUCCAGCCUCUGCCACAGGCCAAAGCCACCCCCACCACAGGCACCAGCUCUGCCAUCAUGGCCGGCCCAGCUGUCCGCGGCCGCCUCCCCAACAGCGUCAGCACCACGGGGGCCAGUGUCGGGGCCCAGGGACACACAGCUGCCCUGGGUAUCAAGCAAGUGGGCUCCGCUGGUUGCCAGGUCAGGAUGCCCAUGGUGAUCACACCAUUAAGAACACAAGGCACUGUCAGCAAGGGAGCCACGUUCCAAGCAGGCAAAAGUCCUGUGGGUUUUGCCGUUAAGGGCUCUGGAAAUCAGAAAAACAAGCUGAACGAUCCCGGAGGCGGUUCUUUCAGGGAUGAUGAUGACAUUAACGAUGUGGCCUCCAUGGCGGGGGUGAACCUGAAUGAAGAGAGCGCUCGUAUCCUGGCCACCAACUCUGAGCUGGUGGGAACACACAUCCGCUCCUGUAAAGAUGAGGCCUUCCUUCACCCGGGCCUGUUACACAGACGCAUCCUGGAGACAGCUAAGAAGUUUGGCGUGUCAGAGGUUCCUAUGGAGGCUGUGAACUUCAUCUCCCACGCUACCCAGUCCCGACUCCGCACUGUGCUGGAGAAGGUCUCCUCCAUCGCACAGCACAGGAUGGACGGCGGUAAAGAUGAGGAGGGGUAUGAGCAGUCGGCAGACGUGCGGUCGCAGCUAAAGUUCUUUGAGCAGCUGGAGAGGAUAGAGAAGCAAAGGAAGGAUGAACAGGAGAGAGAGAUCCUACUCAAAGCAGCUAAAAGUCGCUCCAGGCAAGAGGACCCAGAGCAGGCUCGGCUGAAACAAAAAGCUAAGGAGAUGCAGCAACAGGAGAUUGCCCUGGUGAGGCAACGAGACGCAAACCUGACCGCGCUAGCUGCCAUCGGACCUCGGAAGAAACGCAAGAUGGACUCGCCAGGGGCCACGCCGUCAGGGACCGAGGUAUCAGUCAGCUCAGUGGGGUCGCCGGGCGCCGCCUCCUCCCCCUCCACGUCGUCACAGCGGCAACGUCAACGCAUCACCCGCGUCAACCUCAGGGACUUCAUCUUCUACAUGGAGCAGGAGAGAGAGACAGCCCACUCACUUCUGCUCUACCGGGCUCUGCUCAAGUAGCACCCUCUCCCUCCCAGCACCCUCCUCUCUCUCCCUUACCAUCUCCUUCUACCCCUGCAACGUGCCUUCAAUCGGGUCAGAUGUUUCAGCUCAGUGUCUGUGUUGUAAUGUUGAUAUUAACAUAGCUUUUGAUAUAAAGGCUAGAGAAAAAACUCACUAAAAUAUAUUGUAUGUGUCUUUAUCUGUUUUAGCUUCAUGAUAAAUACACUGAGUACCAAACAUUAAGAACACCUUCCUAAUAUUGCCCUUUGCCCCCAGAACAGCCUCAGUUCAUCGGGGCAUGGACUCUACAAGGUUUCGAAAGUGUUUGACAGGGAUGCUGGCCCAUGUUGACGCCAAUGCUUCCCACAGUUGUGUCAAGUUGGCUGGAUGUCCUUUGGGUGGUGGACCAUUCUUGAUAAACACGGGAAACUGUUGAGCGUGAAAAACCCAGCAGUGUUGCAGUUCUUGACAGAAACCGCUGCGCCUGGCACUUACUACCAUACCCCGUUCAAAGGCACUUAAAUAUUUUGUCUUGACCAUUCACCCUCUGAAUGGCACACGUACGCAAUCCAUGUCUCAAAAAUUCUUCUUUAACCUGUCUCCUCACCUUCAUCUACACUGAUUGAAGUGGAUUUAACAAGUGACAUCAAUAAGGGAUCAUAGCUUUCACCUGCAGUCUCCUGGUCAGUCUAUGUCAUGGAAAGAGCAGGUGUCCUCCUCCUACAAUUAGAACGUAUUUGUUGAACAAAGUCCAGUGAAUAAAGUUACACAAAACUAACAAGUCAUAGAGUGGUCUGAUGCUUUAUACCAGAAACUUACCAGAGCAGAUUUUUGGAAAGUUUAUCUUCAGAAAAUGGAUUACAGCAUAAAUCGAAAUCGAGAUGAAGGUGAGGAGACAGGUUAAAGAAUGAUUUUUGAGACAUGGAUUGCGUACGUGUGCCAUUCAGAGGGUGAAUGGCCAAGACAAAAUAUUUAAGUGCCUUUGAACGGGGUAUGGUAGUAGGUGCCAGGCGCAGCGGUUUCUGUCAAGAACUGCAACACUGCUGGGUUUUUAGGUAUUUUACAACAGGUGUACAACAGGUGUGUUUUGUACACUCAGUGUAUAUGUAUUUAGAGUGUUGAAUUUAAGCCCAUGGUGAUGCAAACUCCUUGGGUAUUAUUGGGACUGGGUUUUUAAGGAGAGAUGUGUUUUUGUGUCUAAGGACCUGAGCCAGUACUUUUUACAUGUCAGUUGUAAAUUUGAUGUCCCAGGCAAAAUACUGAAUGAACCAUCUCAAAGGGAUUUUCUUUAAAAUAAUCAUAUUCUGAACUUAGUACAGCCUGCAAUAUUCUGAACUUAGUACAGCCUACAAUAUUCAGAACUUAGUACAGCCUACAAUUAGAACAUAUUUGUUGAACAAAGUCCAGUGAAUAAAGUUACACAAAACUAACAAGUCAUAGAGUGGUCUGAUGCUUUAUACCAGAAACUUACCAGAGCAGUUUUUUGGAAAGUUUAUCUUCAGAAAAUGGAUUACAGCAUAAAUGGAGCUCUUUAAAUGUAAAUAGUCAUUUUGAAUACUUUUGAACAGCAUGUAUGAUAUUUUUACCACGUGUAAUGUUAAUGACUCAAUACUGAGAUAUUCUGUCAAAUCAUGUGCAUUGAAAUUUGUUAUGAUUAGAAUGUUAUUUUAUUUGGAUCCCCAUUAGCUGACGCCAUGACGACAGCUAGUCUACCUGGGGUCCGACACGAAACGAAAAAGACAUUACUGACAAAAAUACUUUUUAAUUUACAUACAGUACACUUAAAAAACUGUAAGGUCUACACCUGUUGUAAAAUACCUAAAAGGUAACAUUUAACUGUCAAUAAGCAAAUUGUAUUCUUUGCAUUCUUUCACUUUAUAAACUUUAUUUUAAUACAAUGCAGAUAGUCUCAUCCAAUCCAACAGGUCAAUAAUCAAACAAUGGUCAGAGUUACCACAGUCUACCAAUAUGGUGGAUUCUGGCUAGUCACCCUCAUUGAGCAAGGCACAGUAGUCUCUCUCUGUACCCAUAUUUAUGGAGAGAUUUUUUUUUUCAAGAUGUUCCUGUAGAAUUUAGAUGUUGGCCAUCUGUCUCAUUGUUUGUGCCCAUUUCCACAAUACUUUAGGUUGUCCGAAGAACUUAUUCUGUGAAGCCAGGCCCAUAUACCCUCAGCAGAUGCCCAGAGUGCAGUAUGGUCGUUCGACAAGCAGCUCCCAUUAGGGUUUCCUCUGUUUCACUUCAAGACUAUUAACAAUCCAUAUCAGACGUGUAAGGAGCUGGACAGUUGUUGGAGUACAGUUUUGAGAAUUCUUCAUUUUAGCCUAAUAUUGACAUUGCAAUGUUUUUAGAGUUGUAUGUUUUUAUGUUCUCUCUAGAAUGAGAGGCGGGAGACUAAUGCCUCUCUGUCAGUAGCUAUAGAUCCUUGUCAUUAGGGUCCAACUCUGCAAGGCCUCAGUGUUGUCACCUGUUUCUCACCAUCCUCUUAUUAACAUGGCCUUUCUCCUAUUGGUUGGUUUUGAAUAGCCUAGCCUCUAUGCAGCUUCUGUCUUGUGUCGCUUUGUCAUUUAUUUGUUGAAUGGGCAACAUUUGAAAUGAAAGUGCAUUGAAGUUUUUUCUAACAGCACUAUUAUAUACUGUUUUUUUAUUACUUAUACAAUGAGAAAAAACAGAACGCUGGGUUACCAACGUAUAGAAAAAAAAGAGUUCCUGUCUCUUAAGCAUCAAACAGUAUUGUCAGUUGGUGUUGAAAGGGAAACUUAUUUUUUAACUAUUUAUAUAUUUUUCUUUUGAGUUCUUUUUUCAUUGGCAUUUCAUUUGAAAAAAUUAAAGUUUAAAAGCACAAAAAUACCUAUUUGUUCAGUGGUUAUUAAUAUUUUAAUAAUUAUUUGUAUAAUUUCUGAUAAAUAAACAGGAGAACAUUUCUACUACUUCAGCUUUUUAGCCAAAAUAUAAGGAUUACUGAUGCACCCAGUUGGAAGAUGUUUUAAUGUAUGGAUAAUUUGUAAAUAUUGUUUACAAGACCAUGUGUUUACUAGGACUAUGUUAUUUUUGGUAAACUCUGUACAUAUCCUGAAAAUGUCCCGUUUGUGUGAAAAACAUACUUCUGUAUUUGUACCUAUUUUGUAAAGGAAUAAAUAAACUGUUUACUAAACUAAGCAGACACA
Messenger RNA from Salvelinus fontinalis (brook trout), 6325 nucleotides. Its product is annotated as transcription initiation factor TFIID subunit 4-like. The transcript is spliced from 15 exons. Bases 36 to 3179 code for a protein of 1047 amino acids. The record is from RefSeq and is a predicted model, not a curated record. Gene Ontology annotation, cellular component: transcription factor TFIID complex. Gene Ontology annotation, molecular function: DNA binding; protein heterodimerization activity; RNA polymerase II general transcription initiation factor activity. Gene Ontology annotation, biological process: DNA-templated transcription; transcription initiation at RNA polymerase II promoter. Lineage: Eukaryota; Metazoa; Chordata; Actinopteri; Salmoniformes; Salmonidae.